CAUCCUUCUUAUUCUUGCUAGCCUGAUGAAGCGUGUGGUUCGAGUCGCGCUGGAGUGACGCAGCUGGGUCUAAAAGCACAGGGCAGCGGAAUAUGGCGGCGCUGCUGAGAGGUCUGCGGGCUGGAAGGGCACUGCGGGGGCUGGGCAGCGUGGUGGCUGCACCAACAGCAACAAAGCCCCAGUGCAGCAGCCUGAGACGAGGCUUCCACCGUGCAGCGCAGAGGCUUCAGGAUGAAUCCAAAUCUGACAAACCCCCCUCCUCCUCCUCCUCAUCCUCAUCCACAACCUACCAUGAGCACUACCAGGCUCACUCUGCCCAUCAGGACACAGCAACAGCUUCUCAGGAACACUCAGCGUCUGAUCCAGCAUCUGAGGAGGCUUCCGGGCCAAACACCAGUUACCAGGACCAGGGAGGAGAGCAGGGCGAGGAGUACGAAACAGAGGAGCAGCUUCAAGCUCGAAUCCUGACCUCUGCUCUGGAGUUCGUCCCACAGCACGGCUGGUCACUGGAAGCCAUUGCGGCCGGUGCUGAGACACUGGGCCUGUCCUCUGCUUCCACUGGUAUGUUCAACAAUGGAGCGGGAGACUUGGUGCUACACUUCAUCGCCGACUGCAACUCGCAGCUGACGGAGAUCCUGGCUGAACAACACAAGCAGGUCCAGCUGGGCCAGGCCGAACCAAAGAAGACUGCUGACUUUCUAAGAGAUGCGGUUGAAACCAGACUGAGGAUGCACAUCCCCUACAUUGAAUCAUGGCCACAGGCGAUGAGCAUCCUGCUCCUUCCUCACAACAUCCCAGACAGCCUGAAGCACCUGUCCACCCUGGUGGACGACAUCUGGUACUACGCCGGAGACCGAUCCACAGACGUGAGUGGAUCCUAUCACCCUCGAUCCCCUUCUUCUUCUGCUCAUACCUUCCUGUCCCCCUUUCAUCACCACCCCCACAAUAUCAGGCCUGCCACCUCCCAGAUGAACUGGUACACAAAACGGGCAGCGCUGACAGGCAUUUAUAACACCACAGAGCUGGUGAUGGUUCAGGAUUCCUCUCCAGACUUCCAGGACACCUGGAACUUCCUUGACAACCGCAUUCAGGAUGUAGUCAACAUGGCCACCACAGCUAAACAGGUGCAGUCGACUGGUGAAGCAGUGGUGCAGGGGCUCAUGGGAGCUGCUGUUACCCUGAAGAACCUCACAGGAAUAAACCAGAGGCGAUGAUGUAAAACUCACACAAAUCUCACUCACGCUGAUCCUGACCGUCUGGCUUGUGUCAUGAGCUGAAGAUCAAUUUUCUUUUUGCUCUUAUUUCUGAUUAACUGUAUGAGUCUGAAAGUAUUGGAUUAUUGCUUAUAUUCAGCAAGAGAAAGCUAUUAUUUGUCCUCUGUGUGUUCACCUGCAGGACCAGUGGCGUUGUCUUGUUUUGUUUCACAGUCCAAGAUAUCACUCUCCAGCUCAGAUCAUUUUUUUCCUUUUUGUAAAAGAGGACACAGAGAUCUGUACUUUUUUUUGUUGGACUUCAAUAAAGUAGUUAUUAUUGUAUAUUUAA
Messenger RNA from Morone saxatilis (striped sea-bass), 1542 nucleotides. RefSeq names its product coenzyme Q9 homolog (S. cerevisiae) (gene coq9). Gene Ontology annotation, cellular component: mitochondrial inner membrane. Gene Ontology annotation, biological process: ubiquinone biosynthetic process. The transcript has 9 exons. Gene Ontology annotation, molecular function: lipid binding. The record is from RefSeq and is a predicted model, not a curated record. Lineage: Eukaryota; Metazoa; Chordata; Actinopteri; Moronidae. Bases 93 to 1214 code for a protein of 373 amino acids.